This is a messenger RNA of Racocetra persica, 563 nucleotides long. Lineage: Eukaryota; Fungi; Glomeromycota; Glomeromycetes; Diversisporales; Gigasporaceae. The record is from the annotation of a GenBank genome assembly.
GCCGUGCCAAAAUUAUUAUACCCUCAUUGGAAUCAUUUUCUUCCUGAUACGCAUGCUUCUUUGUCUUUAACUCCAUCUUUAUUCACAUUGAUUCAAUAUGAAGCUAUGCCUGCGAUUCGUAUAUCUUCAUGCUCUGUCAUAACAACAAUGAUCGAUGGGUCUAAACAAUAUUUGGCGGCUGCUGACGAUAGAGAGAUAAAAUCAUCAUUCACUUCGCUUUCCGCAAAAUUAGGUGCGAUUGUAAGAGAACUUCACACUGGAUUACUACAGAUACUUUCUAAAGAGAAUCAUGGCACCAUUUUGAUUCAAUUAUUGAAGUGUUGCAACACUUUGGUCAACAAUACAUCAUAUGAAAGAUUAUCCGGUGGCUACCUUUCCCAAUUGUAUAAUGGAAUUGUUAAAUUUCUCGUUCAUGAAGAUAACAAUGUUCGAAUUUCAACUAUGACACUGAUAUCUAACAUUGUGGAAUGCAAAUCAUGUGUCGAGGAGGUUGAAAAUCUUUUACAAAUCGCUAUCAUAAAUGAGACGUUAGCAAAUGGAACAGGUGCAAUCAAAACUUUGGC